UUAGCCCCCGCCCCUGUCUCCUCUCGGCCUCGGCUGCCGUCGCUCUCCGCGGGAAGCUGUGCCUCCGCUGCUCUCCGGGCCCGCUGGGAUCGCUUCUGCCUCCGCGAAGUGAGUUUGCUGGCGCGGGAGCCGCGGCGGGCGGGCGGGCGCAGCCAUGCCGAGCGGUAAGGAGACACGGCUGCUGCACCUCGGCGAGAUGGAGAAGCUGGACAAGACCCUCUUCAGGCUGGAGCAGGGUUUUGAGCUGCAGUUCCGAUUGGGCCCCACCCUUCAAGGCAAGCCUGUGACUGUGUACACAAAUUACCCGGCUUCUGGAGAAGUGUUUGAUCGCCACAAGUUCAGGACGCUACCAUGGCACAAUCCCACGGGAAAAGAAGAUGAUUCUGACAAAUACUGCAAGCUGGAUCUCCAAAUUUCUGGGUCGUACCAGUACCAUUUCAGUCUUGGAAAUGAAAAGAGUGGUGGAGGUUACAUCGUUGUGGAUCCUAUUCUGCACGUUGGAGCCGAUAACCAUGUGUUGCCUUUGGACUGUGUUACGCUUCAGACCUUCCUCGCCAAGUGUCUGGGACCCUUUCAGGAAUGGGAAGAUAGGCUUAAAGUUGCAAAAGAAACAGGUUACAACAUGAUUCAUUUUACACCACUGCAGAAGCUUGGACUGUCAAGAUCAUGUUACUCACUGGCUGAUCAGUUAGAAGUAAAUCCCGAGUUUUCAAGCCAUAAUAAGAAGUGCACUUGGAGUGAUAUAGGAGCUCUUGUGGAAAAAAUGAAAAAUGAAUGGAAUAUGCUUUGCAUCACAGAUGUAGUCUACAAUCACACUGCUACUAACAGUGAAUGGCUCAGGAUGCAUCCGGAAUGUGGCUAUAACCUUGUAAAUUCUCCUCACCUGAAACCGGCUUGGGUCCUGGAUAGAGCUCUGUGGCACUUGACCUGUAUGGUGGCUGAUGGAAAAUGUAUUGCUAAAGGGGUUCCACCCUCAAUAGAAAACGAUCAUCAUCUGAACAAUAUCCGAAAAAUAAUUUGGGAAGACAUAUACCCAAAAAUUAAACUGUGGGAAUUUUUCCAAGUGGAUGUGAACAAAGCCGUGCAGCAAUUUAAAACCCUUCUAACUCAAGGCAAAAUGAGCAGCAAAACUGAUCCAAAUCAACAUCUUCAGAUAGUUCAGGACCCUGAUUAUAGACGAUUUGGCUGUACUGUAGAUAUGAAUAUAGCAUUGGCAACAUUCAUACCACACAGCAAUGGACCAGCUGCAAUUGAAGAGUGCUGUAACUGGUUUCGCAAGAGGAUUGAGGAACUGAAUGCUGAACAAUACAGACAAACUAAUCACCAUCAAGAGCAGGCUGUCAAUUGUCUCGUGGGGACCGUGGUUUAUGAACGACUGGCUGGCCAUGGUCCUAAGCUGGGUCCUAUCACUAGAAAAUACCCUUUAGUUACCAGGUAUUUUACUUACCCGUUCAAAGAGUUGACUGUGGAGGAAGAAGAAACUAUGAUACAUCAGCCAGAUAAAGCUUGUUACUUCAUGGCUCACAAUGGCUGGGUUAUGGGAGAUGAUCCUCUCAGAAACUUUGCGGAACCAGGUUCAAAUGUUUACUUGAGAAGAGAGCUUAUUUGUUGGGGAGACAGUGUGAAACUGCGUUAUGGUAACAAACCUGAAGACUGCCCGUACCUCUGGGAACACAUGAAAAAAUACACUGAAAUCACUGCCAGACACUUCCAUGGCGUUCGUCUUGACAACUGUCACUCGACACCAAUUCAUGUAGCUGAGUACAUGCUGGACACAGCUAGAAAAUUGCGAGCCGAUUUGUAUGUAGUGGCUGAGCUGUUCACAGGAAAUGAGGAGCUGGACAAUAUCUUUGUGAACAGGCUGGGCAUUAGCUCCUUAAUAAGAGAGGCAAUGACAGCUUACAACAGCCACGAGGAGGGAAGGCUGGUUUAUCGUUUUGGUGGGGAGCCCGUUGGCUCUUUUGUUCAGCCACGUUUGAGGCCUUUGGUGCCAGCGAUUGCUCAUGCUCUCUUCAUGGAUAUUACACAUGAUAAUGAAUGCCCAAUUCAGCACCGCUCCGCGUAUGAUGCUCUGCCUAGUGCAAUGAUCGUUUCCAUGGCAUGCUGUGCUACAGGGAGCACCAAAGGCUACGAUGAACUAGUGCCACACCAGAUCUCUGUGGUAUCUGAAGAAAGGUUUUAUUCAAAAUGGAAUCCAGCAGCACAUCUGUCUUCUGGUGAAGUUAAUUUCCAAACAGGAAUUCUAGCAGGAAGGCUAGCCAUAAACAGGCUGCAUCAAGAGCUGGGGGCUAAAGGCUUUAAUCAGGUGUACGUAGAUCAAGUUGACGAAGACAUAGUGGCUGUGACAAGGCACUGCCCUAACACACACCAGUCUGUUGUGGCUGUGAGUCGAACUGCCUUCAGGGAUCCUAAAACUUCCUUCUACAGUAAAGAAGUACCUGAAAUGUGUAUCCCAGGUAAUUGGAUUUCUUUUCAAGAGAUGGCAGGAAAAAUAGAAGAAGUAGUACUUGAGGCCAGGACUGUUGAGAGAAAAGCUAGGCCUUACGAGAAAGAUCAACGCUUUGUAAAUGGGUUGCCUAAUUUCACAGUGGAACUCCGAGAGCAUAUCCAGGUUAAAGACAGUAAAAUCAUAAAGCAAGCUGGAACUGCCAUAAAAGGGCCAAAUGAAUUUGUCCAAGAAAUAGAAUUUGAAAGAUUAACACCAGGAAGCAUAAUAGUAUUCAGGGUUAGCCUUGACCCAAAGGCUCAGGAAGCUGUUGGUGUACUCCGCAAUCACUUGAUCCAGUUCAGCCCUCAUUUCAAAUCCGGAAGUCUUCCUGAUGACCAUUCAGCCCCUGUAUUAAAAACAUUGUUUUCUUCCAUUGCAUCUAAACUAACUUUGGCUGACCUAAAUCAAGUUCUGUAUAGAUGUGAAGCAGAAGAACAAGAAGAUGGUGGAGGUUGUUACAACAUACCUAACUGGUCACCACUGAAGUAUGCAGGCCUCCAAGGGUUAAUGUCAGUGAUGGCAGACAUUAGGCCAAAGAAUGACUUGGGUCACCCACUUUGUGAUAAUUUAAGAUCUGGAGACUGGAUGAUUGAUUACGUCAGUAAUCGUCUGAUUUCACGUGCAGGAGCCUGUGCAGAAGUUGGUAAGUGGUUGAAGGCCAUGUUUGUCUACCUGAAGAGAAUCCCACGUUACCUAAUUCCUUGUUACUUUGAUGCCAUAUUAGUGGGUGCAUACACGACUCUUCUGGACGUGGGAUGGCAUCAGAUGUCUAGUUUUGUGCAGAAUGGAUCAACGUUUGUCAAACACCUCGCCAUGGGUUCAGUCCAGAUGUGUGGGAUAGGAAAAUAUUCUUGUCUGCCAGAUCUGUCUCCUUCCUUACAUGAUGUUCCCUACAGAUUGAAUGAGAUUACAAAUGAGAAAGAGCAGUACUGUGUUUCCUUGGCAGCUGGUUUACCUCACUUUUCCUCUGGAAUUUUUCGCUCGUGGGGAAGAGAUACCUUUAUUGCAUUGAGAGGUCUGAUGUUAGUUACUGGGCGCUAUCUGGAAGCAAGAAACAUCAUUUUAGCAUUUGGUGGGACUUUAAGACAUGGUCUCAUUCCCAAUCUGCUCGGCCAGGGGACACACGCCAGAUACAACUGUCGUGAUGCUGUUUGGUGGUGGCUUCAGUGUAUCCAGGACUACUGUAAAAUGGUUCCAAAUGGAAUAGACAUUCUCAGGUGUCCUGUUUCUAGGAUGUACCCAAGAGAUGAUUCUUCUCCUCAGCCUGCUGGCACUAUGGAUCAGCCACUUUAUGAAGUGAUACAGGAAGCGAUGCAGCGACAUGCGGAAGGCAUAAAUUUCCGAGAGAGGAAUGCUGGGUCUCAGAUAGAUCAAAACAUGAGAGAUGAAGGUUUCAAUGUAACUGCAGGUGUUGACCAUGAAACAGGAUUUGUCUUUGGAGGGAACCGCUUCAAUUGUGGCACUUGGAUGGAUAAAAUGGGAGAGAGUGACAGAGCUCGCAACAAAGGAAUUCCAGCUACACCAAGAGAUGGCUCUGCUGUGGAAAUUGUUGGCCUGUGCAAGUCAGCUGUCCGCUGGUUGCUGGAUUUAUCUGGGAAGAAUGUUUUUCCAUUCCGUGGAGUCACUGUAAAAAGACAUGGAAAGGAAGAGACUCUCACAUACGAUGAGUGGAACAGAAAAAUUCAAGGGCACUUUGAGAGGCUGUUCUUUGUCUCUGAGAACCCAGCAGAUCCCAAUGAAAAACAUCCAGAGCUAGUACACAAACGUGGAAUUUAUAAGGACAGCUAUGGAGCUUCAAGUCCGUGGUGUGAUUACCAGCUCAGGCCAAACUUCACAAUAGCAAUGGUUGUGGCCCCUGAGUUGUUCUCACCUGAAAGAGCUUGGAAAUCUCUGCAGAUAGCAGAGGAAAAGCUGCUUGGUCCAUUAGGCAUGAAAACCUUAGACCCAGAUGAUAUGGUUUACUGUGGAGUAUAUGAUAAUGCUCUUGACAAUGACAACUAUAAUGUAGCCAGAGGUUUUAAUUAUCACCAAGGACCUGAAUGGCUGUGGCCAAUUGGAUAUUUUCUUCGUGCCAAAUUGUACUUCUCAAAGCUGAUUGGUCCAGAGAUCUAUGCAAAAACUGUAGUUAUGGUUAAGAAUGUCCUUUCUCGCCACUAUGUUCACCUUGAAAGAUCAUCCUGGAAAGGGCUUCCAGAACUGACCAAUGAAAAUGGACAGUAUUGCCCUUUUAGCUGUGAAACUCAGGCGUGGUCGAUUGGCGUUAUCCUUGAAGUCCUUUAUGACUUGUAAAAGUUUAUUUUGAUUGAUUUGAUUAAAUUUCUGUGGUCUUAUUGGGCAUAAAUGAACACUUGGCUUACACUGUCAGGGAAAAGUCCUGUUAUGCACAAUCACUUCAACUGUGCCCUGAGUUUCAAAGAUGCUGAAUGCCAGCAGCUCCUGGGCCCUAUAACUGCAUGGGGCUUGAGUUAUUUUUUUUGAAGAUCAGGCCACAGCAAUAAAACAAAACUGCAGUGCACACUUGUUGCAGAAACUCUUAUGAAGGAGAAAUCUUAAGAAUAUGCACAGAUUUAAGUAGCUUUGGUUUUUUAGGCUUCUCACAUCAAAAUACUAAUGUUACAAAGUGGCUUUUUCCUGAGCCAAAACCAAGUAGCACAGCUCUUACAUUUGUUUUGUUGUUGUGUUUUUUUCACCUUUGUCUCUUAAAGGGCAGAUGGAUGUUUUGCAACUGCAUGCUUAAAGGGGAGUAGAUUAAUCUAUAGCUGAGUUUGGUAUGCUUUGUUCUGUAGCACCAUAGAUUAUUGAAGGGAUAAUACGUUGUCUCUCAGUUGAACUGUUGUGGGCAUCUUUUUGGGGUGUGUGUUCAGUUGACCCCUCCAUUAAGCAACCACAGAAACAAACAUUAGGAAUACUGUAAUAAACCAACCUCUUGGAGUUACAUUUAAAACCUUCCAAAUGUUUAAACUACUUUGAGAGAGUUAACUGAAACAACAAUGAGGUAAUAUCCUAUGCUAACCUAUUUCUGAAUUUAUUUAAAUGCUACUGUGGGUCGUGUAGCAAACCUGUUUCUGCAUUUGAACCGUUCGUAAGAAACGUGUGUGUGCAUACAGUGCACAGCCUGUAUGUUAGGGAAGGCUAAAGACACAGAAGUCAAUGUGCUUGACUAAUUAAUUUAUUGAAGAGUUAUGGUCAUGUCAGCCUUCUAGGAAAAUCCUAGCUCUGUUGAAGCAGGUAGAAACAUUUAACAUUAAUGGGAAGAGGUAUUAGAGAGGCUGAGGUUUGUAGGCCUUUUGAAAUCAGUGAUAAGAAUAAAAAUGCUACCUCUAUGUGUUCUUUGAUGAUAGCGUCCAGUGAACACAAAAUACAUGAAUGUUCUUUCAUAUUUGGAUGCCUGCAUGCCUGUGUUGAGUUCAGUUCAGUGCUCCCAAGAUGAAGCCUGGCUGAUUUUACUUGGUAAUUCUCAAUUCUCUGUUGAUACGAAUUUCCAUCUUAGUGCAAUAAAUAAGCAGGGAGGAGGCUCACAACAGUUCCCACAUCACAAGAUAAAGCAAAACUGGUAACUGCAUUUCUUAAUGUUAGCCAAUGUAUGCUGGCUGGAAAAAAUAUACACAGGUGGCAAUUACAAUGCACUAUUAACACGUAAGUCAAAUUCUAUUUUAUCUGUAUUGUAAAGUUUCCAUCCCCUGUCUAAGGUACACUGUAAGUGUGGUUUCUGGUUCAGAUGAAUACAAAUAAGGGCAGGUAAAUAGGCUGAAGAUGGGUGUCUAUGUUGAAAGGUUGUUAAGUAUUUCAGCUCCCUUGCUGAAGUGUUUGGUCCUUAGACCUUCUCUAAUCCUAACUUCUAUAGUGUACCUCAAGUUUUGAGCUGCUGCAGUAAAUGGGUUGGGAAACUUCUAUUUUCUUGACACAGUGCAUGAGAGAUAUUGGUCAAAACUGUUGCUGAAAUGUCAGCCACAGGCACUUAGUAUUUUUUUUAACAUGUAAGAAGCAUAUAAAGCAUUUUUCAUUAUGUACUGAACUUCCAGAAACUCUUGGUAAUCGUAUUGAGGUUUGUGUCCUGCUGUAUCACUGGCUUGUUACUGAUCUCCUAUGUAAUGAUUUCUGUUAUUUCAAGGGAUGUCUUAUAGCUGUGAUGGUUUAGAAAGCUGGGAAAAUAUGGCAGGUGAAAACAUUUUAAGUGCAUUUUAAAAGCUAUGACUUGGAAAAAAAAAAAAGGCAUUUCCAGAAAGUGUCAAAUUAUAUACAUUGACAUUAGCACUUUCAGUGUUGGGGAAAAAAAAUCAGAAAUCACUCAUCAACACCCUCCUGCAUUAAUCACAGAUUAAUUUCCACUGGUUUGCAAGCUGCACUGCUUGUAGGGACUGCAUAUUUGUCACUACUACAUGGGGUUUUUUUCUACUUUAAGAGUAAUAUUUUAAAGAUGAAUCACCACCAUGUACACAAAAAUGCAUAUAUUAUGAACUUCUAAACGUGCCCACUGACAAAGUUGCUUCUGCACUGAUUAGUUUACAUAGUUUUAGCGGCAGAUGAAUAUUUUUAAAUAGGAAAAAAUGUAUUGCAUUGGUUGGCUUUGCUGUUAAGUAGCAACAAAAGUAACUAUGGAGGUUUUAACCUCAAAGUAACUAUUGAGGGAGGGUUCCUGGUGGUUUCUUGGCUUUGUGGGCUUUUUUUGUUGUUUGGGGUUUUUUUAUCACAAGGCUACUAAACAAUUUGUCGAGCCAGACAGUUUAAAAAUGAAGAGGGAGGAAAGCAAUGUUAAAUCCAACAUUUACAUGAGCUGGUAUUCAUCUAGAUAAAUUUCAUACCUGAGUCAUUGUCCCCUAAAAAUAGCCAGCUUAGUUGACUGAUCUUGAACUGUAUUAUCAUUCAUGAGUAUAAUUGAUGUUACACACUCAAAAACCUCCAGUAAUGUCAAACUAGGAUCAGUAAAUAUAUGUUUUAAAAAUAAAGAGCCUAGUCAAGAGCUGAUAAACCAUUGUGUUCCAGUUGGUGUUUCCUGAUUUAUUUUUUUUCUCCCCUUCCUCUCUAUUUAAAUAAUUUCGACUGCUACCACUGUUUGUACAGUUAAUAGCUUCAGGUUUAUUCAAAGAUUGACUUGAGAACUCAAGCCAAUAUAAUGUAUUGAUCUUGCACUGCAUGUUGUCAAAUGGAAACAUGAGUUCUACAUGUGUCUGUCUAGCACAGCAGCAACUGAUUUUGGUGAAUGUCAUUACCCAUUUAUUUCUGAAAUGCACAAAAUAAAACUCUUUAAUUCAGUAUUAACCUUU
Messenger RNA from Pogoniulus pusillus (Red-fronted tinkerbird), 7752 nucleotides. It is a transcript of the gene AGL, whose product is annotated as amylo-alpha-1, 6-glucosidase, 4-alpha-glucanotransferase. Gene Ontology annotation, biological process: glycogen biosynthetic process; glycogen catabolic process. NCBI's taxonomy places the organism in Eukaryota, Metazoa, Chordata, Aves, Piciformes, Lybiidae. The record is from RefSeq and is a predicted model, not a curated record. The transcript has 34 exons. Gene Ontology annotation, molecular function: 4-alpha-glucanotransferase activity; amylo-alpha-1,6-glucosidase activity. The coding region runs from base 155 to 4777 and encodes 1540 amino acids.